CUUCAACUUUGCCCAUGUAGAGACGACCAAAACUAGGUCCUCUAUCAGCUAGCAAUGACGGAUGAGCAUCACAACAGUGUAUCCGAGCCACAAGGAGAGUGGCUGAAGAAGAUGGCAGAUACCGGCAAUUCGUUUCUGGAGAAAGCGUACGCGCUCUCCAGCCCUUCCGAGGCACGGGAUCUCUAUGAUCGGUGGGCAAACUCAUACGACCGAGACCUGGACGAGCUGGAUUAUGCAUUUCCAGCCAAUGCGGCUUCAGCGCUCGUCAACGCCAUGGGAACCGACGACAUUUCGGAUCUGCGCAUAUUAGACGCUGGGUGCGGGACGGGCCUGGUGGGCGCCAUACUCGCGUCGGAGUACAACGCGACGAACGUGGACGGCCUGGACAUCAGCCCAGGCAUGCUGGCUAUCGCGCAGAGGACUCACGCGUACAAAGUACUGACGGAAGCUGAUCUGACGAAGCGAAUUGCACGGCAGGACGGAGAGUACGACGCUGUGAUAUGUGUGGGGACGCUCACGAAAGGCCACGUGGGGCCGGCCGUCCUGGACGAAUUCGUGAGAGUCGUUCGGAAGGGCGGCAUAGUUGAUGCAACAGUGUUGGCGACUAUAUGGGAGAGUGGAGGGUUCAAGGCGAAGGUGGAUGAGCUGAAAGCGUCAGGCAGGGCGGAGGUGCUUGGGGACGGAGCAGUGGGACUGAGGAAGGGCGAGACGACGGGGGGGAUACUGCUGCUAUUGAAGAAGCUGUGAGCUCCGUAUGCUAUAAAGACGUCUGGUCCACCGCGAGCCGUUUGUAAAUGAUGUCUGCACCUAUCGAGCGCGUAUGUACAGAAUACGGAGUGCACCGUUUGAUACAUGAC
This is a messenger RNA of Verruconis gallopava, 857 nucleotides long. RefSeq lists its product as uncharacterized. The coding region runs from base 55 to 747 and encodes 230 amino acids. The record is from RefSeq and is a predicted model, not a curated record. The transcript has a single exon. NCBI's taxonomy places the organism in Eukaryota, Fungi, Ascomycota, Dothideomycetes, Venturiales, Sympoventuriaceae.